This is a messenger RNA of Vigna unguiculata (cowpea), 1105 nucleotides long. RefSeq lists its product as uncharacterized. NCBI's taxonomy places the organism in Eukaryota, Viridiplantae, Streptophyta, Magnoliopsida, Fabales, Fabaceae. The record is from RefSeq and is a predicted model, not a curated record. Gene Ontology annotation, cellular component: mitochondrial inner membrane. Gene Ontology annotation, biological process: mitochondrial respiratory chain complex I assembly.
AAUAAAAUUGAAAAUAACUUGAGGGAAGAUCGGAGAAGAACUGAGUUGGUUUGGUGCUGGAAAGAGCAAGAGAAACAAGGCAUGGCGGUUAGGCAAAAAGCAGUAUCUGCACUUCCAACCCUUUUACGAACUCUUCGCAAAGAACCAUUAAAGCCUCACAGCCAUGUCAACGCGUUACCCUCUCUUCGACGCGCUUUCUCUUUGUACGAUCAGAUCAAUCUCAUCGAUCAAGUCCCCGAGGACCAGCUCCGAUUUCAAGGGUAUAAUGAUACGGGGUUUACUGUAAAUGGGGUUGAGUAUGAAGGAAGCUUGCUUUGUGUUGGAAAUUUACUCAUGUCUUGGAAACCGAAGAAGUUUUCAGAGAUCACUGCUGAUAGCUUAUCACUCUUCCAAAUUAUUCGUCCUAUUCCAGAGAUUUUGAUUCUUGGAUGUGGAAGGAACAUUCAACAUGUAGAUCCUGAACUGAGACGGUUUAUUCGAUCCACUGGCAUGAAAUUGGAAGCUGUAGAUUCGAGAAAUGCAGCAUCAACUUACAACAUACUGAAUGAAGAAGGUAGAAUUGUGGCUGCUGCACUUCUUCCACAUGGAGUUUCUGCAUGAAGCUUGGACCUGUUCACAUCCAUUCCAUUAAGGAUCUUAACCCAAAUCUUUGAGACAUGCUUUGAUUUUCACGUUUAGAAAGUUUUGACAUAGCAAUAGCAGAAUGUGAAUCAAACUCAACUUAGUCCUUUGAUGUCUGCUAAGGUUUUCAAGUGUAAUAAGGAGAAUUAAAAUGUAUAGAGUGCAGAAAAUCCCUGCAAAUUUGGACUCUAGUUACUUACUGGUUGUUUGCUAUCUCACUUUCUCAGAAGAGUUGAAAGAAAAUGGCUUGAAUCAAACCCUAACUUUUCCUGUUCCAAUCAACCCUUUAUGGUUUGUUUGGAUGAGAUAAAAGAAAAUGGAGAAGAUCAUAUACUACUACUAUGUGUGCUUGGAAGAUCUACAAAAACUCUUUUUGCAUAGAGCAAUGAUAGUUCUCCGUGAAAGUAUUUGUUGCACAAUCUAUGUAAUAUUUGAUCGUGACUGUUGAAACAAAUUUUCUAAUGAUUGUGUUAUCUUGGAUAAA